Messenger RNA from Oldenlandia corymbosa var. corymbosa, 1572 nucleotides. The record is from the annotation of a GenBank genome assembly. NCBI's taxonomy places the organism in Eukaryota, Viridiplantae, Streptophyta, Magnoliopsida, Gentianales, Rubiaceae.
AUGGACAGCAACACCAUUCGCCGUAACAAACGUGCUACAGAAACUCCGGCAGAAAAAGCAUGUAGAUUGUUGAAACGUCGGACUACAAAGCAAUCAAAUAAACUCCCAACUUCUGAAGAUGGCCAACCGAAUUCAACUUCCACCGUCACAAAAAGGAAGUACGUCAGAAAAGCACCUCUCGGUCACGUCGAAACGGAUAUUUGGGAACCUUCAAAUCCAGUAACUUCCAACGGAGUUCAAGAUCAUGUAAGUUCGACCCAUGAGAUGAAUCAAAACAAGAAUGCGCAGACUAAUAGUACUAUGGACACCACCGCGACCGAACCACUGCCCAUGAUAGCAAACAAAGGCUCUCAACAAUCCUAUGCACCAGCUACUACAACAAAUCGUGGUCGAGGACGUCCAAGGGGGUCAAGAAAUGCGACCAUUAAACCUAACAAACGUCCCGCCGCAACGUCUCCAACCGAACCAGUACCAAUGCCUCGGCCUCGUGGACGUCCAAAAGGUUCGAAGAACAAGAAACAGCCAUGUGAAACCAACAAGGGCAAAGAACAUGCCGCAGUCGUCGAUGUACCCUCGUGCAAGCCGGGCCGCCCAAAGGGUUCAAAAAGCUCCAACAUUUUGCCGAGAAAGCGCCCCGUUGAAACGAUCCCCACCGAACUUCUACACCUUCCUCACGCACCCAAAUGCGAGCACUGCGGCGCCCACGGGUUCUACAAGGAACCUCCCAAUUUCUGUUGUGGCGGUGGAAAGAUCUCGCUCCAGUUGUCCGAAAUGCCAGAGGACCUGGUCGAACUGUUCACCGGGACGGACGAAGCUUCAGUUCAAUUCAGAAAAGAAGUAAGGAGCUACAACAACAACCUCGCCUUCACAUCGCUCGGCGCAAACUACGACCGCGAACUGGUCAAGAACAUCAAAGGUGUCUACACAUUCAAGGUAAACAGUCAGGUGUACCACUAUCUCCACAGCCUAAAGCCUGGAGAAGGGAAAAACCCGAGAGGAAUCCAGCUAUAUUUCUAUGACUCAGAGGAAGAGCUAAAGGCACGGCUCAGCCAACCGCACAACAGGAUGGCCGAGGAAACAUUAUCUCGCCUGAUGGACAUACUGAAAAACAACCCAUACUGGAAGUUCCUAAAAGACCUAAGAGACGAGCCGAACCUCGACAGUAAAAUCAUCGUCCUCAACACGAGCCCUGUACUGGACCAGAGAAAAUACAACCCGCCAAAGUCAACCGAAGUGGCAGCUAUAUUCACCAACACAUCGAGCGUGGCGGUGGACAAGUCAGUACACAUCCAGAUAUACGACAAGUUUAACAAGAAAUACCGCAUAAAACACUUCGCGGGCUGCUACAACACGUUGAUGUACCCCUUGCUCUUCCCUGCAGGAGAUACCGGCUGGCAUAACGGCAUCGAAAAAAAUCCCAAGAAGCAGAAGCGUUCCAUAGGCGCCACGCCGGCUAAUUCCCUACCACCCGACAUCGACACAGCUGCCAAAUUAGUCGCCCUAGAGAAUAAAGGUACGUCCCCAAUGCAUUUUUAUUUCUCGAUCCAGUACUCAACUACAGAAACAAAAUAG